This is a messenger RNA of Hemicordylus capensis (graceful crag lizard), 836 nucleotides long. RefSeq lists its product as uncharacterized. The record is from RefSeq and is a predicted model, not a curated record. The transcript is spliced from 7 exons. NCBI's taxonomy places the organism in Eukaryota, Metazoa, Chordata, Lepidosauria, Squamata, Cordylidae. Bases 111 to 836 code for a protein of 241 amino acids.
UGAACUGUAGGUCUCACCUAGAGGCAGAACCAAAGGAUGAAGAUGAAGAGGGGGCACAGACUGGUCAUCCCAGAAAUCCAACCCAUGUUGCUCCAUGUCCUGGGGGACCCAUGUUGCACCAUGUUCUGGGAGACCCUCUGGGGGAAGAGCCCAAUGAGGCAACCUUGGCUCCAGGACCCCUUCCAGGACUUCAUGUCCCCACUGACAUUCUGGGGAAAGAGCUCAAUGAGGAAACAUCAAUGCUAGGAUCCCUUCCAGAACCUCGCGUCCCCACAGAUAUUCUGGAGGAAGAGCUCAAUGAGGAAACGUUGGUGCCAGGAUCCCUUCCAGAACUUCACGUCCCCACUGAUAUUCUGGAGCAAGAGCUCAGUGAGGAAAUGUCGGUGCCAAGAUCCCUUCCAGAACCUUGCAUCACCAAUGACAUUCUGGGGGAAGAGCCCAAUGAAGCAACCUUGGUGCCAGGACUCCUUCCAGGACUUCAUGUACCCACUGACAUUCUGGGGAAAGAGCUCAAUGAAGCAACCUCAGUAGUGAUGUGCACGGUCCGGAGAAGUCCAGACCGGCACCGAAGGGGGGCCUUUGAUCAGAGUGCACAUUUUUGCUUGGAUCUACCUUUAGGAGAUUUGCCUCAGUGGCCUGCUGUAUCUCCUCAAGAGAUCAAGCAACUGAUUUCCAAAAUUAAAGGCGUGAAAGCCCCAGGAAAUGACUUUAUUCCUCCUGAUCUCCUGAAGGUCCACAAUGAUUGGCAGUUGUCAAACUUUGUCACAGAUAUCUUCCCAAGUCAUGAAAGGUUUCCACCUUUUCUUAAUAGUUCUGUGCUUUUCAUGUCUGCAUGA